GUAGCGAUCGGUGCGCCAGCGCCAGUCCGGUCCGUGUGCUCGAAUUUUCCGAUUUCCUCGCGCGGUUUCCUAGUUUUCGUCGGAGUUUCCAUCAAAUACAAGUGCCGUAGAGAGUGUGAAGACCGCGAGUUUUCGCCAUUUGGACCUAAUGCGGCAAAACAGAAGGUGACGCAAACGUUCAAGGUUUUAUGGCGCUCCACGAUGCCGAUGAGAUGCGGGAGGACCACCGGGAGGCUGACAGGGAAACAGUGAAAUGCUGAAAAAAGGCAGCCACGUGGGCUGAGCUCACCCGCACUGGCGGCGCUGUCUCUCCGAAAAGAUGUCCUAAUAUGGGUCAGCCCUGUAUGCUGGUUCGCGUGGCUGCUAUUCUUCUUGUGACUCGAGAAACUGUGGCCCUUUCUGAUAUCUUCGAAGAGGGAAAGUCCGACAAAGAAAUCUUGGAUAAUCUCCUGAAGGCCACUCGUUAUGACAAGAGACUCCUGCCUCCGGUCAGAGAUUCCCUACUUGUGAAUGUCAGCGUAUUGCUGCUCAGUUUGGCCUCCCCAGAUGAGUCCAGUUUGAAAUAUGAAGUGGAAUUUCUGCUCCAGCAGCAAUGGUACGAUCCACGACUGCAGUAUUCAAAUCAGAGCCAGUACAACUACCUGAACGCCAUCCACCACCACAACAACAUCUGGAUACCUGACACGUACUUCAUCAUGCACGGUGAUUUCAAAGAUCCGAUCAUUCCGAUGCACUUUUCUCUCCGGAUAUACCGGAACGGAAGUGUCAACUACCUUAUGCGGAGACAUUUGAUUUUAUCAUGCCAGGGUAGUUUGAACAUUUUUCCAUUCGACGAUCCGACAUGUACAUUUUCGAUGGAAAGCAUAUCCUACGAGAUGACUUCGAUGCGCUACGUAUGGAAAAACGAUGAGGAUGUUCUUCGAAAGUCGCCGAGUCUAAUGACCCUUAAUGCUUACCUCAUAAAUAAUUCAACGUUAAUAUGCCCCAUAAAGUCUAGUUGGCGAGGUAACUAUAGCUGUCUCAUGGUAGAACUUAUAUUUACCAGAGAUCGAGCCUUUUAUUUCACGACAGUAUUUAUACCAGGAAUAAUAUUAGUGACGUCGUCCUUCAUAACCUUUUGGUUAGAAUGGAAUGCAGUGCCUGCUAGAGUAAUGAUUGGUGUAACGACAAUGCUCAAUUUUUUCACAACUUCAAAUGGUUUUCGUUCGACUUUGCCGGUGGUGUCGAAUCUGACGGCUAUGAACGUUUGGGACGGGGUGUGCAUGUGCUUCAUAUACGCUUCUUUGCUGGAAUUCGUUUGCGUAAAUUAUGUGGGGCGAAAACGACCCUUACACAACGUCGUCUACAGACCCGGAGAAAAUCCUGUAACGCAGGGCGAGUGGCCCGAAACGCUUUUGUCAGUGGCUCUCCUCAUAAGAUUGUACGUUGUUUGGUCUGUCAUGUUGCAGCGACUGCCCGCUGUACUCAGCAGGAUAGGCAUUAUUCUGGCCAGUCCCUUGGAGACCGCAGAACAAGAAUACUAUUCCACAUUCUGUGAGAGCCCCCAGUUUUUUAGAGGAGACAAGAAGAGAGACUCUGCUGUGCCCAAUGAGAUAGUCACGUGUACAAACUGCGGGCCAAAUCCAUGCACGCAUGCGGCAAACAACGGCUGCGCAGAGGUAAAUAAACCUUCAUUUAUGGCAUGUGUCCUGCAGGUUAGAAAAAAGGAGCCGCCCCACCCCAUCCGCGUGGCGAAAACCAUCGACGUCAUCGCCAGGAUAACUUUCCCGACAGCAUACGCAGUUUUCCUCGUGUUUUUCUUCUACCACUACAAGAGCUUCACAAACGUCUCACACGACGAGUGAGAACGUUAAACGAUAUUUUGCAAAAAACACGUACAUAUCAAGUUGAAAUUAUUUUGCAGUGAAUUAAAUCCAAGUGUUGGAGAAACUCGAUAUGCGUAGUGUAAGUAGUUUUUCGAUUUAUGAAUCAAUAAUAAUUUCUGCAAUUUUUGCAUCAUGGUUCGCAAAACGUGUAGCUGUAUCAGCACUGUAUAUAAAAAAGAAAUAUUUUCAAAAUAGUUUAUGUAUACCACACAUUCGAACUGUAUUCACCGGAAGUCACAGAUCAUAUUUACCUGGUACUACUGUGUUAUAUAUACUCCAAUACAAGAGAAACUCCUUUUCAGAAUUCCAAGACUUUGAUGAAUGAAUGAACUACAGCCGCCGCACUGAUUUAUGGCCGUGUAGUAAAUCCGGCACGGUUUUACUAUUAUUAUUAUAUAUACGUAUCCCACUGAAACAUCUACGGGUUUAUAGCUGAGUCACCUGUAAAGUAAUACGUCAUUAACUGUCUAUCAAUCCUUGGUAACCCUUUCGCUAUUGCCGUGUUUGUUUGAAUUCAAAUAAAAUUUGGCAGCUGCUGUCACCAGAUGCGAAUUUCUUCACAUCAAAUUUUGGAUGUUAGGCAAGUCCGAAAGAGGCUUGAAUUCCGCCUCCUGCACUAGAAGGAGGUCUUUAGUUGCAGAGAGAAAAGAUCUUUCUUAAAAAUUCGCAGACACUUCCUUCCAAGAGGUUACUAUGGUAGAUUUUCAAAUAAAAGCCUGAUUAAAACCUUCAGAAGAAACUAUAUUCAAUAAUAAAGGAAAUAAAGGAAAAAUAUACAAUAAAAUAGUUAAAGAACAAAAAUACCAAAAAAAAAUUUAAAAAAAAACAAUAAUCAUAACCAAAUCUCGAAAAAAAAAUUAACCUCAAUAUUUGUGCCUUCGCCGGAAAUUACUAUAAUAUACGAGAGUGACGAAAUACUCUAACUUGGCCGAUGAUUUCUGACCGCUAAAUAUCUAUAAGGCAAUUAUUAGAUCCACUAUGUAUACAAAUUUAUUAUGGCUAACUCUUUUCCAAAAUUAUAAAAUGGUUAGUACAUAUGUAUAUUUAACUCACCGCUGCCUUUGUUUCCUGCUAUUCAAAAACUUUUGCACUUCACUGCUCGAUUUUCGCUUCAGAAUAAAAGACUACCCAAAAUCGCCUAUUUUUCAAGAAUUAAAAAAAUUAAAGAUUCCACCCAGGAAAAAUAUCUCGCAAAACAAAAUAUACCGCCCUUGAUUGACCGUCAAGAGAACCCUUCAAACUCCCAAGUUUUCGAACCUCCUCAAAAUUCACGCAGACUCACUUCCCAAACAAAAACUUUCGCACCACUCUAAGACCGCUGCCUUAAGCGAAGAGUUCUCAGAACCAUCUGUCUUUUCUUCUUCCAAAAGCCAGGAAGACCAUCACGAGUGCCUCGCCCCUCACGUACGACGUAGGUCAUCGAAAACAUCUUUCGAUGAGUUCACAAAACUUUCAAUUCUGGGAUAUUGAUAUGCCCAUAUUAACAUUUCGAGCUACGUGAUAAUUAUAUCUGACUGGGCAUCACGCCGAUGAAUAGUGUUUAUCUUAACACUCUCGGUCCCUCAGCAAUAAUUUAACGUUUUAUGAGAGACAGUUACGGCAUUUAAAAAUAAUCUGAAUUGAAGAAAUAUGUCUCUUCCCGAAUUAAGAAUUUAUAUUACUAUACAUAGCUUUCGCUAGGUAUUACAGCCGGUGAGAAGCCCCUCCCUCUAGAUGUGCAGUAGAUGUGUAGAAAUCUGUUAUCAGUCUGUUAGACUC
Messenger RNA from Leptinotarsa decemlineata (Colorado potato beetle), 3623 nucleotides. RefSeq names its product pH-sensitive chloride channel 1 (gene pHCl-1). Gene Ontology annotation, molecular function: transmembrane signaling receptor activity; extracellular ligand-gated monoatomic ion channel activity. Gene Ontology annotation, biological process: monoatomic ion transmembrane transport. The record is from RefSeq and is a predicted model, not a curated record. NCBI's taxonomy places the organism in Eukaryota, Metazoa, Arthropoda, Insecta, Coleoptera, Chrysomelidae. Gene Ontology annotation, cellular component: membrane.